Temnothorax curvispinosus is the source of this 1988-nucleotide messenger RNA. Its product is annotated as glucose dehydrogenase [FAD, quinone]-like. Gene Ontology annotation, molecular function: flavin adenine dinucleotide binding; oxidoreductase activity, acting on CH-OH group of donors. Lineage: Eukaryota; Metazoa; Arthropoda; Insecta; Hymenoptera; Formicidae. The record is from RefSeq and is a predicted model, not a curated record. The transcript is spliced from 3 exons. Bases 89 to 1210 code for a protein of 373 amino acids.
GGAGUUAGGAUAUCCACUUGUAGAUUACAACGGAAAGAACGAAAUAGGAUUCUCAUAUCCGCAGACCACGAUCAUAAACGGCACUCGCAUGAGCAGCAAUAGGGCGUAUUUGAAACCCGCGCGCGAUCGCAACAAUCUUCGCGUAACUCUUGAGAGCAAAGUGACAAAAGUGUUGAUCGAUCCUAGUACAAAUCGAGCAGUCGGCGUAGAAUUCGUCAAAUAUAAUCAAACUAUACGUGUGUUCGCGAACAAAGAAGUGAUUCUAAGUGCAGGUACCAUCGGAUCAUCUCAAUUGUUGAUGCUUUCGGGUAUCGGACCAGAGAAACAUCUUACCGAACUAGGUAUAAACGUAGUCCAAGAUGCGCCUGUCGGCGAGAACCUUAUGGAUCACCUAACUUUCUUCGGAUUAACGUGGACAAUAAACGCAUCGAUAAGUUUAAUAAUACCCGAAAUGGUUAACCCUGUUAAUCCAUACCUAACGGAUUUUUUAAUAAACCGAACGGGACCGCUCACAAUUCCAGGUGGAUGCGAGGCCCUCGGUUUCGUAAACACAAAACGACCAGAAAAAUAUGACGAUCUACCGGAUAUCGAACUAUUAUUCGCUGGUGGUACAAUUAAAGAAGAUUAUAUUAUUCCAAAAAUGAUCAAUUUGAACAAAUAUAUACGUCAGGAAUGGGCCAAAUACGCUGACACGUAUGGUUGGAGCCUUGGGAUAGUAGUGUUGAAACCAAAAAGUCGUGGACGGAUAACGUUAUUGGCUAAUGACAUUAAUGUUAAACCAGAGAUCGUACCGAAUUAUUUCGAUGACCCAGACGAUAUGAAGACAAUGAUUGCUGGGAUUAGAACUGCGUUAAGUAUUGGUCGGACAAAGACGAUGCAAGCGUUCGAUUCUCAAUUGUUGAACAUUACUUAUACGGAAUGCAACAAUUACGAAUAUGACUCUGAUGCUUAUUGGGCAUGCGCGAUAAGGAUAAUGUCUUCCACGCUUUUUCAUUAUUCUGGGACUUGUAAAAUGGGACCAAGAGGAGAUCCAACUGCUGUCGUUGAUCCUAAAUUAAAGGUGAUCGGUAUUCAAGGAUUACGAGUGGCAGAUGCGUCCAUUAUACCCGAAAUUGUAUCGGCCCACACAAAUAUACCUAUUUUUAUGAUUGCCGAGAAGGCGGCAGAUAUGAUCAAGGAAGAAUGGGGUUAUUUAAAGAAGUCGCGAUAGAGGAUGCCCCGUAAAGACUGUAACAACACCUAAACGAUUCAGACGAAAAUUCUAAUACCAAAAUGUCGAGACUAUGAUAGUUUUUUAAUAUAAGCAUUUAAAAUUAAUGAAUUAAAAUUCGCACGCUAUGUGUGAUACAAUACAUAGUGCUAAAGCCGAAAACAGAUUAUUAUUCCUCUUGUUAAUAACGGUUACAAAUAAGAUGUUAUUAUUCUUAAUCUUAAAUUCAUAAGACAUCCUGUACAUAUAUUAUAGAAUAAUUAAUUUCUUAAGUCAGUUCCAGACCAAAUAAACAGCGCAAACGGACACAAAUAAACGAUUCAUGAAUAACGCUGCAAAUACAAAUUAAUCCAAAUAUAUUGGAAAACUCAUUCUCCUCUUGUCAUUACAUCAAAAGAAAAACGCAUGUAAAGUCUAAUUAAAAGAAAAUCGUAACAUUCACACUAUUAUCUAAGCAUUCUAUAUUUUGGGAGCUUUCCAGCAAGCGACAAAGGUCGACAUUAACGUCAUUCUAUCUUUCCUUUUUGACAAUGAGUAACAAAGACAAAACGGCACUUGUGUCGCUUGCUGAAAAGCUCCCUUUAUAGUUUAAAAUAAUCGGCAAGUAUUUUUUGCAAAUAUUUUGCAAGGUUUUAAAAUUCUUAAUAUUUUAUAAGUUUCUUUCUACUAUCACAUUGUAUUUCUUCUUAGUUAUUUUCAUAAACUAAAACAAAAUUAAAAUUAUUUUAGUGAAUUCUAUAAAAAAAUACUAUUUUAUUAAAUUACAUAAAAUAUUUUA